Molecule: messenger RNA, 3227 nt
Organism: Diabrotica balteata
Lineage: Eukaryota; Metazoa; Arthropoda; Insecta; Coleoptera; Chrysomelidae
Source: the annotation of a GenBank genome assembly
GUAAUAUUCAAUUGUGAUUUUAAAUUCUCACCGAAAUUUUUAAUUUAUUCUUUUAACGUAAGAGGCACAGUUUAGUGUAUUAUCAAGAGAAUAUAGUUUCGGUUUUUAAGAAUAUAGUUUAAUCCUUACUUUUAUAUGUUUGAUAGACAUUCUUUAUAAUUUCUGUAGUAGUGAAGUGUUUUCAGAAUGAUUAUCUUAUCUUGUGGUACGUAACAAAGUGAUUCUUACACCAACUGUGACGUUUACCGUCAUUUUGUGGCAAAAUGGUAUUUUGUUUUUGUAUGCGGCGUGGCUGCUUCAGCAAAACAUUAGUGAUAAAUUCUAAUACCAAAGAGUUUAAUACAAACAUCGAUAAAACAAGAGACAGAAUAGUUACUCUUCCGGAAAUUAAACUGAGAAAAAAUGAUGAAGAAAAUGGUUCUGCUAGAGCUGUACCUCGACAACGCUCUGGAUCUAAUGAUAAUGAAAUAUCUUCUACCGCAGGAGUUCAGGGUACCAAUCAACAAACAGCUGCUACAAGGAGACACAGUUUAACACAAAAUGACACAAAUAAUAUAAAUAGUUCGCAAAAGAAUGAAACUGCACACUCAGUUAUUUCAACGACAACACAGCACCACGAGGAGCAAAUAUCUCCAUCAAAAACUCAACACGUAGAAAUUUUGACCAAGACUAAAGAAUAUGCGAAUGAAAAAUCUGCACACUCAGUUAUUUCAACAACAACACAGCACCAGGAAGACCAAAUACACCCAUCAAAAGCUCAAACUUUAACCAAGACUAAAUCCGAGGAGGAUAUAUAUGCAUCAAGGCUCCAACACGCAGAAAUCGUAACAAUAACUCAGCCUCAGGAAGAGAUCUACUCGUCAGGAGAUCAAAACUUUAAUACAGAAAAAGCAAGAAUUAUUGAAAAAGGAAAAACUAGUGAGCAUAGUUCCGGUAAUGCAGCUGUAGUGAUUAAUCAAGAAAAACCCAAAACCAAGUCAGCUUUAAAGAAAGAUAAAGCACCCCCUGUACCUGUUUCUAAUAGGCCUGUGAGCCCUAGUCCUGCAACUAGUACCGCAACUAGUACAGAUCAAAAUGAGGAACAAGAUGAUGAUGGUAAAAUUUAUUUAACUUAUGACGAAACUCUUUCUGUUUCUUCAAGUCUUGACUUAGAUACUCCAAAACCAAGUAUCGGCAGUAUAAUUGAAUCACAAGAAAGAAGAGAAGGUGUAGCUCCCAUUCCAGUACGUAUAGAUCAAAAUCUGCAAGAUAAACUCCCAGUUUAUAAUAAACUUCAAAGUGAUGAAGAGCUCAUACGCAAUGCCAUUAAGAGUAACGAUUUCCUCCAUAAAAUAAUAUCAGGAGAGCAGCUAAACGACGUAAUAGCAGCGAUGUACAACAAAGAAAUUUCAGCAAAAGAAGUGAUCAUCAAACAAGGAGAUAAAGGACAGCAUAUGUACGUUUCUGCCAAAGGAAAUUACAAAGUAGUUGUAAAUGGAAAGACGGUCAGCCAAUUUAGUGAUGUCAGAGUGUUUGGAGAACUAGCUAUUUUGUACAAUGCCAAGAGACUUGCGACGAUUAAAGCUCUCUCUUCUGGAAGGGUGUGGGUUUUAGAUAGUACCGUGUAUCAACAAAUUAUGCUUAGGAGUAACCUGAAAAAGGAAGAAGAAAUCAAUGAAUUUUUGUCAAAUAACGAGAUUUUGAACGUUGUUGGAAGCGAUGCGUUACACAUUGUUUCGACGUUAUUGAAGACUGAAUUCUUUCCUACUGGCAAAGCUAUUGUUAAACAGGGUGAUAGAGGUGACAAAUUUUAUAUUAUUAGAGCUGGAACUGUCACAAUAAGCAAAGAAGGAGAAGGAACCGUUGGAGUAUACAAAAAAGGAGACUGUUUUGGCGAAUUGGCUCUAUUAGAAGAAGAUUGUAGACAAGCAACUGUAACUGCCAAUAGUCCUGGUGUCGAAUGUUUAACGUUGACUAGAAAAGAAUUCGUAGAUCACUUAGGAGACAUCAAAAACUUCAAGUAUAUCAAAGUAAAAGACAAACCCAAGGAUUCCAUACGGUCUGUGCACGGCGAGUAUGACGAUAUUAACUUGUUUGAUUUAAAAAUUAUCAAAACUCUUGGAGUUGGUGGGUUCGGACGAGUGGAGUUGGUACAACACACUAAAAACGAAAAGAUAGUGUUUGCACUUAAGUACCUUAAAAAAAUUGAGAUUGUUGAGCAAAAUCAACAAGAACAUGUUUUUAACGAAAAAAGGAUUCAGAUGAGUUCAAAGUCGCCGUUUAUUGUGAGAUUGUACAGGACUUACAGAGAUAGCAAGUAUAUUUAUUUCUUGAUGGAAUCUUGUUUGGGUGGUGAUUUAUGGAGUUUGCUUCAAAGACAGAAAAAUAAAAGAUUUGAAGAAAAGGAAGCACGAUUUAUAUGUUCAUGUGUGCUAUUGGCAUUCGAAUAUCUUCAUUCUAGAGGAAUCAUUUAUCGUGAUCUUAAGCCAGAAAACUUACUGUUAGCUGUGAAUGGCUACAUCAAAUUAACCGACUUUGGAUUUGCCAAGAAAGUACCAGAUCGAGGAAAAACUUACACAUUUGCAGGUACUCCUGAAUACGUAGCUCCUGAAAUAGUGUUAAACAGGGGCCAUGACAGAGCAGUGGAUUAUUGGGCUUUCGGAGCUUUUGUGUUUGAAAUGCUGUCAGGCAAAACCCCUUUUAGAACAGACGAUGUUAGCCAUAUGAAAACGUACAACAAAAUUCUAGGCGGAAUAGACAAUAUUCCAUUUCCGACUUAUAUAAAUUUGAAGGCUAGACAUCUUGUUGAGAAGUUGUGUAGACCAGUAGCUUCCGAACGUUUAGGAAUGCAGAAAAAUGGAAUUCAAGAUAUCAAAAACCACAAAUGGUUUCUCGGCGUUGAUUGGCAAAAGAUGCAAAAGAUGGAGAUUCCAUCACCAUUCAAGCCAAAAUUGGAAGGACCUACAGAUACUAAAUAUUUUGAUAACUUUAAAAAAGAUACUGACAAGACUCCUGAAGAGCUAUCUGGUUGGGAUGAGGGAUUUUAGAAGAACUAAUCAAUUAAUUAACUACCUAAUUAUUGUGAUGUUAUCAUAUAAAAUUGUUAUUAUUGGAUAUAUAACCAAGUGUUUAUACUAUCAGUUUUUUAUUUUUUAAUUUUUUUUUUGUUAUUAAUAAAAUAAAAUUGUUAUUCAUCAAUCACAAAUUCACAAAUCAUUGUUAAAAUAUUAAUAAAAUAUAAAUUCUUC